AUGUCUAACCGAUACUCCAUCGAUGAGCCCGUUCUGGGUGACGAUGAUAUCGAAGAGGACAUUGUCCUGGGAUCGUUUCACCCAACCGAAAGAGAUCGUGAUCUGUUACGAGCAGACGAGGAGAUUGUCAACUCACUACAGAAAAAGUCGUCAAAGUUUUAUAAAAGCAACCACAACAAUGACGAUGAUGACGAUGAUGAUGAUGAUGACGACUACGACGAUAACAAUACCAGUAGCCGACCGUCUCGGUUUUUUUCCGGCAAGAGUUUACUAAAAAAAUACAAGAAACUGGCAUCCGAAUCUACAGCAUCUAAAAAAAAGGUCGGCUUUGCAUCGGAUGUCGUUGAUAAACCAAGCAGCAAUAACGGUAGAUAUACCAAGCUAGAGGAUUACGAUACCCCAACAGCUAUUGGGGAUGCAGCGGAGCAUGGCAACUUCAACGACUCAUCAGACUCAGACGACUUUGACAGCGAUAUUGAAAUUGAUAUCCGCGAGGGCCUGUCACGGGCCGAGUUGCGCAAACGCACCCGCAAAGUUCACGGCAUUGUGCUUGUUUUUGCUGGCUUUAUCAUUUUGUGGUUACUUUACAAUCACUCGUUCCCAUUCCAUUCAGGUCAUGGCACUGGCUCCGGUUCCGACGGCCAAGAGGGCUGGGCCCCACGCACAGUCACAAAUAACGGUACACACGAUUUCAAACCAACGACUCUUGUGGUUUCUCUUGACGGGUUCCAUCCCCACUACGUUUCAGAGUCUCUUACUCCGCAUCUACAUACUCUCAUGACCCGAGGUGGCGGUGCUCCUUACAUGAUCCCAUCCUUCCCCUCGUCCACUUUCCCUAACCACUUCAGCAUGGUUACUGGUAAGUACCCGGCCAAUCACGGAAUCGUGGGCAAUACUUUUUGGGAUGACAAACUGCAAAAGCAGUUCUUCAACACCAACCCCUCAGAAAGCUUGGAGCGAGUGUGGUGGGCCGCACAACCCGUUUGGGUCACAGCUCCACUCCAAGGAGUACGCACCGCAGUCCACAUGUGGCCAGGCUCUGAGUCGGAGUGGAACGAGGUUACAGCUAGUGGGCUUUUUGAGUACGAUCGAUAUAAUGGAUCGGAGAUUUUGGAAAACAAAGUCCAGCGUGUUUUCACAUGGAUCGACCGCGAGAUGGAAACUCGUCCAGAACUCAUUUUAACCUACGUGCCGACCGUUGACACGGCCGGCCACAAAUAUGGCAUUUCCGGUGAUGGUCUGAUUGAGGCGCUCAAACAAGUCGAUUCACUUGUUGGGGAGUUAGUGUCGGGGCUAGCAAGCCGUAAUCUGACUGAGAUUGUAAACCUUGUUGUUGUUUCAGACCACGGCAUGGCCCCCACAUCCAAUGAACGGCUCAUUUACCUCGACGAUCUCGUCGAAAUUGAUAAUAUCGAACAUAUUGACGGGUGGCCACUUAUAGGCCUGCGACCCAAAACUUCCCUCAACCUCAAUAACUUGUAUCAAAACCUCAAGGAGGCCCAGUCCCUAUAUGGAGAGGACAAAUGGGACGUGUACCUGCGUGAAGAUAUCCCGCCCGAGUGGCGGUUUGGUGGUAAGUCCAACAACAAAUUCAAAAGCCGGAUUGCUCCCCUGUGGCUAGUUCCCAAGGUCGGCUGGUCUUUUACCACAAAAGACCAAAUGGAGAAGUUAAACGGCGUGUACAAGCCUUUGGGAGUGCACGGAUACAACAAUACUGAGGUCUUGAUGCGGGCGCUAUUUCUUGCCCAGGGCCCCUACUUUGCAGCGCAAGAGUAUUUGCGACCAUUUGAAAACAUUGGUCUUUACAACAUAAUGUGCUGGUCACUUGGAAUUAAGCCCGUGGCCAACGAUGCACCUGAAAAGGUUCGCGACUUGCUAGCCGCUUUACCGGAAAACUGGACCGAUGGUAUUGUGUAUCCAGGUGUUGCAUUCUCUGCAGAGAUUUUGCAGGUCAACUCGACAUAUGACUCGUUAUUUGGUGAGGGCCAAGCCAGGUACGAGGUCCAAAAAGUAGAGGGAAAGGUGGAGAAGCCUGAUGUUGCGGAGGAGCCUGCACCCGCGCCAACCCCUGAGGCUGCAGAUGAGAAUCCUGAAGAAGAUAAUAUGGUGGCUACAGAUGCGGUCCAGGAUGAUUUUGAAGAUGGUAAUGAUGAUGAUGAAGAUGAUGGUGAUAAUAAUAAUGACAACCCCCCGACAAGUGGAUCAACACUCAAGGAUUGGUACGAAUAUUUCAAGGGCAAGGCUCAGGAUGCUAAAACCUGGAUGGGCACCAAAAUUGAUCAUUUGACUGGAUCAAAGGGACAAAGUGAUAAUUAA
This is a messenger RNA of Magnusiomyces paraingens, 2316 nucleotides long. RefSeq lists its product as uncharacterized. Bases 1 to 2316 code for a protein of 771 amino acids. Lineage: Eukaryota; Fungi; Ascomycota; Dipodascomycetes; Dipodascales; Dipodascaceae. The transcript has a single exon. Gene Ontology annotation, molecular function: nucleoside triphosphate diphosphatase activity; ribonucleoside triphosphate phosphatase activity. The record is from RefSeq and is a predicted model, not a curated record. Gene Ontology annotation, biological process: nucleoside triphosphate metabolic process.